UACUGGUAUUACGGCGCGUGCUGCAUAUGCCGUCAGCGCGUCAUGCCGCCUUGAAGACAGCUUUCAACUGCAUCACUGCUGCAUCAUACACCAACGUUUCCAUCCUGCUACCGUAUUGAAAGUUUGAUCCCCAACAACCAGACCAGGCAACCCGAUCACAGCCGAACUACUUCAUAGGAUUUGGCAGUCUACCAGAAUCACGAUCAUGUCGCUCUUCUUCCAGGGCACCCUUCAAGAAGGCAUUGCUGCUGCUCUGCAACAGGCUAAGCCCGUAGUAUGCUUCGCCACAGACGGCGAAGCUGAGAGUCAGCUUUGGGAGAAUGACUUCUUGGCAGACGGAGAGAUCCGCUCGCUGUUGCAGUCCGAGGCAGUGACGCUUCGGCUCCCCGCUGGUUCACAGGAAGAAGGCUUCCUUUCUCAGCUCUACCCCCUUCCCAAGAAGCCCACUAUCGUGAUGAUGAGGAAAGGUGAACUGUGCGAGUAUAUCGCUGCUGGCGUCUCCAAGGGCGAGUUCGUGAGGAGGGUAAAGAGCGCACUUGCGGCAUCACAAUCUGCGGCAGCUCAAACCGCAGCUCCUCAGCUCGGUGCCGCGGUGGCACCGGCAGCAGCACCAAGCCAACCGACCCAUGCAGACCAAUCCUCAGCAGCCAGUAGCUCAGCCCAGACCAGCCUACCACCUCCCUCUGACUCCCGUGUCCAGUCGUUGUUAGCCGAAAGAGCUGCAAGCCUUGCCGAAAAGCAACGGAAGGAUGAAGAGGAGGCGAAACGACAGCGGGCUGAAAAAGCCAAGGCCAAAGCCGAGGCGGAGGCAAGCGGGAUGAAGAAGCCCGACGAGCAGAGCAAGCACGUGGCUUCUCUCAAAAAGAGGCAAGAGGAGGCUCGAAAGGAGCGCCAGAGGAUCCUCAAGGCUAUCGAGGAUGACAAGGCGGCUCGCCGGGCUCAAAGGGCCGAGGCCGAGGCCGAACGAAAGGCGGCUGCGGCGGCCGAGAAACCUGCGUCGGCCCCCUUCGCGCCGGCCAGCCAAGUUUUCCCCUCGAUGGGCAGGCUAAGCGGGCACUGCUCUCUCCAAGUCCGGUUAUUCGACGGCUCGACGAUUCGCAGCCGGUUCUCGAGCAGCGAGACGCUGAAAGACGUGCGAUCAUGGGUCGACGAGACGCGCAAGGACGGCAGGGAUCCUUACACCUUCAAGGUACUCCUUACUCCGUUGCCGAGCAAGGCAAUCGAUGUCACCGAGGAGGGCAAAUCUCUCCAAGAGCUGGAGCUUGUCCCGUCGUCGACGUUGAUUCUCGUACGGGUGCUCAAGCACGCUGCCGCCUACACGUCCUCGGCCAGGGCCGGACCCGAGCCCCAAGGCAACAUUUUCCAGAGACUGAUCGCUUACAUCCUCGGCAUCGUCACCGGCUUCUCCGGCACGAUCUAUGCUUUCUUUUCGACCAUCUUCAGCACAGCCGGCCCACCCCCGCCAGCCUCGCAGCCUCCCAUUUCCCGGGCAUCUCACAGUCAAAUUGCUGUCGAGGCAGCCCGGCGUCGUCGUGUGUGGGUAGCGGGACUCGACCAGGCAGACGAGCGGCGGAGAGACCAGCAGUUUUACAAUGGAAAUUCCACCAAUUUCGAGCCCAGGACAGACGACGGGGAGUGAUGGUAUAUCUCCCUGUGCA
Chaetomium strumarium is the source of this 1658-nucleotide messenger RNA. RefSeq lists its product as uncharacterized. The coding region runs from base 206 to 1639 and encodes 477 amino acids. Gene Ontology annotation, cellular component: endoplasmic reticulum. Gene Ontology annotation, molecular function: protein binding. NCBI's taxonomy places the organism in Eukaryota, Fungi, Ascomycota, Sordariomycetes, Sordariales, Chaetomiaceae. The transcript has 5 exons. The record is from RefSeq and is a predicted model, not a curated record.